This is a messenger RNA of Peromyscus eremicus (cactus mouse), 2961 nucleotides long. RefSeq names its product cyclin D1 (gene Ccnd1). Gene Ontology annotation, molecular function: cyclin-dependent protein serine/threonine kinase regulator activity. The transcript is spliced from 5 exons. The record is from RefSeq and is a predicted model, not a curated record. The coding region runs from base 202 to 1089 and encodes 295 amino acids. Gene Ontology annotation, cellular component: nucleus; cytoplasm; cyclin-dependent protein kinase holoenzyme complex. Gene Ontology annotation, biological process: mitotic cell cycle phase transition; positive regulation of G1/S transition of mitotic cell cycle; regulation of cyclin-dependent protein serine/threonine kinase activity. Lineage: Eukaryota; Metazoa; Chordata; Mammalia; Rodentia; Cricetidae.
AACAACAGUAACGUCACACGGACUACAGGGGAGUUUUGUUGAAGUUGCAAAGUCCUGCAGCCUCCAGAGGGCUGUCGGCGCAGUAGCAGAGAGCAGCAGACUCCGCGCUCCGGAGACCGGCAGUAGAGCGCGAGGCAGCGCGCGCCAGCAGCAGCCACCGGAGCCCAACCAGGUCCACAGCCCUCCCCAGGCGGCCGCGCCAUGGAACACCAGCUCCUGUGCUGCGAAGUGGAGACCAUCCGCCGUGCGUACCCUGACACCAACCUCCUCAACGACCGAGUGCUGCGAGCUAUGCUCAAGACCGAGGAGACCUGCGCGCCCUCCGUGUCUUACUUCAAGUGCGUGCAGAGGGAGAUUGUGCCGUCCAUGCGGAAAAUCGUGGCCACCUGGAUGCUGGAGGUCUGCGAGGAGCAGAAGUGUGAAGAGGAGGUCUUCCCGCUGGCCAUGAACUACCUGGACCGCUUCCUGUCGCUGGAGCCCCUGAAGAAGAGCCGCCUGCAGCUGCUGGGGGCCGCCUGCAUGUUCGUAGCCUCCAAGAUGAAGGAGACCAUUCCCCUGACCGCCGAGAAGUUGUGCAUCUACACUGACAAUUCUAUCCGGCCCGAGGAGCUGCUGCAAAUGGAACUGCUUCUGGUGAACAAGCUCAAGUGGAACCUGGCUGCCAUGACUCCCCACGAUUUCAUCGAACACUUCCUCUCCAAAAUGCCAGAGGCGGAUGAGAACAAGCAGAUCAUCCGCAAGCAUGCGCAAACCUUUGUGGCUCUCUGUGCCACAGAUGUGAAGUUCAUUUCCAACCCCCCCUCCAUGGUGGCUGCUGGGAGCGUGGUGGCCGCGAUGCAAGGCCUGAACCUGGGCAGCCCCAACAACUUCCUGUCGUGCUACUGCACAACGCACUUUCUUUCCGGAGUGAUCAAGUGUGACCCGGACUGCCUCCGCGCCUGCCAGGAACAGAUUGAAGCCCUUCUGGAGUCUAGCCUGCGCCAAGCCCAGCAGAACGUUGAUCCCAAGGCCACCGAAGAGGAGGGGGAAGCGGAGGGAGAGACUGACCUGGCCUGCACACCCACUGACGUGCGAGACGUGGACAUCUGAAGGCCGCCGGGCAGGCGGGUGCCACCAAGUAGUGGCAGCCCGCGAUGAGGAAGGAGCCAGCCCGGGGUGCUCCUGAUGACGUCCCUCUUGGGGACAUUUGUUACCAGAAGGGGAAGUUUUGUUCUCUUUGUUGGUUGUUUUUCUUUAAUCUUUCUCCUUUCUAUCUGACUUAAGCAAAAGAGAAAAAAAAAAUACCUGAAAACUGUUAAAGAGAGAAAGAGAUAGAAUUUGCAUCACCUGAGUGUAGGGAGGAGGGGGGUGCUACCAAUUUAGGAUUUUAUACCCCAAUAAUCAACUAGUUUUCUAUUAAUGUGCUUGUCUGUUGUAAGAAUAGGAUUAACACACAGGAAGUCUCCAGGAGGAUUUUGAUUUUAUGUGUUUAAAAAGCUUAAGAAAAAUUGCUUUAAAAAAAAGAAGGAAAAAAAAGGCCAAUAGAGAAACUCGUUGUUAAGUAGAAGGGAGUUUUAGGUAGAGAUGCACUCGCUUUGCUGAAAGGCACAGCUUUGGCGUGGUCCUCAGCCUCACUCCCUGCUUGCUCAGUGCAGCCGCCGCCUGUCACCUGUUUCCUGUGCUUUGUCCCAGGGAUGGGGCGACCUCUUCACCUUCUUGAUGGCCGCUGCGACCUCUAGCGGUCUCACGGCGUGUGGCACCAGGGCUCAUCUGUGCCCUCUCCCAACCUGCAGGUUCACAGUGCCGGCCACACGGCAGUAGGCGUCCCACUCUAGGCAGUGUGCUCCAGUAGAGAGGGGCUGAGACAGUGACAUCAUAUGUUCUAUUUUUGUAAUCUUCCUAUUUUGUAGUUCCUGUUUAAAGAGCUGCUGGUUUUUGCCUGGCGGCCCUGCAGCCCACUCACAUCAGGUUAAACCCACAGCUUUUCUUUUGUGUGUAUGGUCUGUUCUGUUUUGUUGUGUUUUCCUUCUCUGUGUUCCAAAACCAUUCCAUUUCAAAGCACUUUCGGUCAGCUAGCUGGAGGCAGUGUUGCUGGUGUGGGGGUGGGGUGGGGGCGGUUCCUAAUGGGAUGGUUGGGGGAUAGGCACACACUCAUUCAGAUGGCCGCACAAUGGAUGUGUAGCAUGGUGGGGCUGGUCGCAUGGGGUGCUUGGAAAGUUUUGUUGGGUCAAGAAGAGAGAACUCUGUUCUUGCACCACCAGGAUCUGUCCUAUAGAGAAGUCGGAUUGAAGGGAUCCUUUGGUGCCAGCUGGUGUUUGGAAGUAGGAACUGUGAUAGCAUUACUUGGAGGAGGAGAUUCUGGAAGUCUUUCACAUAGGAGGCUUUUAAACACUAAAAUGUCUAAUUUAUACUUAAGGUUACAGAAGAGUAUUUAUUGGAAAGGCUGCCCAUGGCCAGUGUGAUUUUUAAAGCAAUGUGAUUUCCCUUGAUUCAAGAGCACACCUUCCGCCCUUGCUGGCGAAGGUUCAAUGCCAUGUCUGAGAGAUUGGUCUUUUAUUGGGGGUGGGGGGGAGAGCAGAUCCUCAAAAACCAUAUGAGGAUGGGCAUUCGGUUUGCUUAACUUUCCAAACCCCAACGACCCCAUUGGAGAGCCAUCCAAACUGAGGAAAACAGGGGAUCCCAAAGGAGUUUAAUUCCGGCACAUUCUUGCCCCCACCCCCACAACAGUAGGUAAUUUGUACCCCUUGGCUCUGUGCUUUUCUAUUUAGGAAGUGUUGAAGGAAGGUGACGAGAGGGAGGCUGGAGAGAGGACGGGAGGGAGGAAGUGUGGAGGGUAGGGACCACACGGGACAGGCUGCAGCUCCUUCCACACAGCGCUGCUACCAAUGACUCCCAACAUCCCAGACGUUCAGAACCAGGUUCGCGUCGCUCUGUAUCUUUCACAUUGUUUUCGCUGCUAUUGGAGGGUUUGUUUUGUUUUGU